This is a messenger RNA of Heterotrigona itama, 2921 nucleotides long. Lineage: Eukaryota; Metazoa; Arthropoda; Insecta; Hymenoptera; Apidae. The record is from the annotation of a GenBank genome assembly.
AUGCCAAGGAGACGGAAUGGGGAGAUACCGCUUCCGGAAGGGUGGGACGUCGCGCAAGACUUUGAUGGAAAAGUGUAUUUCAUCGAUCACAACACAAGAAAAACAACGUGGAUCGAUCCUAGAGACAGGUACGCCAUUUUCUAUGUAUAUGUUUGUAUGCACGCGUACACGUGCUAAAACAGAGAGUAUAUAUGAAAUUGCGUGCGAUCUCUACGCGCGAACCUUAUUAUCCCAUUUAAAGAUCGCAUUCGAGUUUUUUUUUUUUUCUUUCUUUCUUUCUUUUUUCUCUGCAUUUAUAGACACGGAUGAACGUUUCGUGAUACUGUGAUAAUUAACACGUGUGCAGCAUGCACAUUCGUCAUAGGCAUAUACGCACGAGCCCGAAAGUACAAAAUAUUUCUGACGUUACAUUCCCCUCGUGUGAGUGCCCCUUAAGCUUCUCGAGCGUGUGUAUCUAUGUGUACGCGUAUAUUCAUACACCGAGGACUCGCCGCGCCCGCAUUCCAGUCGCCAGGGCCGCCGCGCUGUCGAUGAAAAACUCGAGAAAUCUGGUGACCACGGUCGCACACGAAAAUAAAACUACUAUUCACGUUUGAGCUUUCUGAUAGAAAAAUAACAAUUUCAUUGCGUUUUAACCAGCUGCUACUAUUGCGAGCAAAGACGUAGAAUUUUUUACCUUAAAUCUGAUACACAUUAACUUCUUUAUUUUCUGUUGUAAAUUUGUUGUAAACAGAAUGAGUAUUACUCGGUCGCUAUAAUUUUAAUACGUUUCAUUACAUAUAUACAUACGUACAAUUCGUAACUUAUAAAUUGAGCGUAGAAUUUACAAAUACCUAUUUUAUAACAGGUUAAUAAUAGGUUAAAUACGAACGAUCUGUCAACAUAUCAUUCCACGUGAACAAUAAUAAUAAUUUACACGUUAGAUUAAUUUUCGAUUAUUAAAGUAGUUAACGUUUUAAAUAUUGAAAUUCUCGUUCGAUACUAGAAUAUUCAGUACCCGCAUUUUUAACGCUGAAACAAAAUAUUUUUUUCGAUCCGCGACAAGAGUAAAUGUAGCAAGUACAUAUUAAUCUCACGAUGGAUCCAGUGAAUGGCGUUCGUUAUUGAGCAAAAGACUAAAAUCUUGUUAUAAAACUGGCUUACAGGGACACCGUGUUCCACGUGUUCACGUUGCCUAGAUUAAUGUGUAUAUACGUAGCUGUGGAGUUUAGUGUAAGUGAACCAUCUUACAGGGCUAACCGGUAUAAAACGUACAUACAAGUGACUGAUACUUAAAAAUAGACCUUGAUACAAGGGUAUUACUCUUCCGAUUUUGAUCUUCCGAUGUCGCCAUUAAGACAUCGAUCUCGUUACGUGUAAUAGUUUUUUCAUUCGAUUUUUCCUUCUUGUCAGUUCGAGGAAAACACAUAAAUUCUUAAAUAAUUACCAUAUCUCAAGUUUGUCUCACUGCAGUUUCAUGUAACAUGUAAAGAAUUCUACAAUUGUUGGAAUAAUUUUGUAAGUUAUUGCAUAUAAAGGGAGUUACUCUUAACUACUGGAUAUAAUGCGAAUUAAGAACACGUUAUUUGAAAAUAUAAUUACAAGGACUUUCUAUAUUCAUAACUAUGUACAUAACGAUAAAGAUUGAAAAUUAUCUAUAUUUCAAUAUGUAAUACUGCAUAUCGGUGGCGUAUAAUUGAUACUUGUGUUUCGCUUAAGUUAUCGUCCGGCAGUUUGACUGCAGAUUGCGUUUGCUGCUGUUUUUGUUUGCACAUUUGGCACGCGAACAACAGAGCCCGGUGUACGGUUAUUCCGUGUGCCGGGGCGACUUUCGCGUUCCUCGAAAUCUCGAAAUUUCGUUCUGCGAAGCCAGUAAACUCGCCUCUCUCUCACCUCUCGGUGCUUGUUUCUUUUUGGAAACUCGAAUCGAACUCGCCGGUUUUCCCACUGUGCGUCCCUCCCAGCAAUGCGUGGCAUCUGCUCGACAUCUGUGUUUAGGAAAAUUCUUUCUCUCUCGCGAGUGCGCAUGCGUGCCAACGUGCCUCCGCCAUAUUUCUUUUUUUUUCUUCUUUCUCGCAUUCUUUCAACUCGAGUUCGAUUCCUGUAACAUCGUUUCGUAAAUUUAUAACGAUUGAUACGCAACUAUCGUUAAUAGAUAUUCCGAAUUUAUUUCUUAAGUAUUCUUAUCAGAUUCUCGGAUACACGAUUUUUAUUACAUAUUUGGUUACUCAGUUUGUUCAAGGUAUGUUGAAACGUAAGUUAUUUCCACGUGCGAAGGCUGCAGGAAUGUCCGUGAAAAGGAAAGAGAGAACAGUCGAUUGCAUUAUGCAAUGUUGUGACUUAAGAAAAUAUCAAUACGCUGUCAACUUUCAAAGAUAAUCGUUUGUAGUGCUUCUAGGUAUGCUGUGUGCUUUUUAAUCGAUUGAAAAGCAUGUGGUAGUUUAUUAAUUUAAACUUUGUGUUCAACAAUUAAUUGACUCAUUGUAGAGUUUGUAAAUUGUUAUCGUCAAAUACGAGGUUAACGCAUUAUAGCGAAGGUUGUUUCAUUUUUUGUAAAUUUGUAAUAAUUUUUCUUUUAUUUGAUGACUCAAUUUAUUUUAAAUCGAUUGUUUCACAAGCUUGUUUACAUAAUUUAUUUAGUCAGAGUUAUUCAUUUGUUUGAAGUUGUUAAUUUAUAUUUCCAUCUGGUAUUUCUUUAUUUAUAAAUCAAUUGAUGUUACAAUAUCAUAUAUAAUUAGCUAAUUUAUUAUUUCAACAAGAAUAUAUAUAAUUGAUUCUGAGUUAUAAAGUUUUGACCAUUUAUAACGGUAGCAAUAAUAAUUAACGAUUUAAAAGUAAGUAUAAAAAAUAAAUAUGCACAUGUAUAUCGUAUCAAUAUUCAGGUGGCGUUGGUGUCGCAUCAUACGUCACCAUAUUGUUUAAUGGUUACAAAAACGGUUUAG